AUGGAGCUGCGGAGAUCUUCCUUCUACAGCACGUUAGACCUGGUGCCACAGCUGGAGCACUAUGCCAGCCCGCUGCCACACCGGCAGGCGAGGAGCCGUCCAUCUCUUGAGGCUCUCCGUAGGGCAUUUGAGGAUGUAGAGUCGGACUUGGAGGUCAACACAGACUCAGGAGUUAGUAGUCUGCCAGACAGUGGAAAUGAGGAGUCGCAAGCCGACCAGGAGAAAGCUCCUGUUAGAUUUGGCUGGGUUACUGGAGUCAUGGUUCGUUGCAUGCUGAAUAUUUGGGGAGUUAUCCUGUUCCUCCGCCUCUCGUGUAUCAUCUCUCAGGCAGGCAUUUUGUUGACCUGGCUUAUUAUCCUGAUGUCUGUGAUGGUGACUUCAGUAACUGCCCUCUCCAUCUCUGCCAUCGCCACCAACGGGAGGGUGAUCUCAGGUGGGGCGUAUUUUAUGAUCUCCCGCUCUCUGGGCCCUGAAAUUGGUGGACCAAUUGGGAUGGUCUUUUCCUUCGCCAACGCUCUGGCCUGUGCGCUCAACACCGUUGGCUUUGCAGAGGUGGUCCGUGAUCUAAUGCAGGAGUUUGGUUUUGUCAUGGUUGAUUCAAUCAAUGACGUCCGUAUUGUGGGCGUGAUCACGGUGACUCUUCUUCUGCUCAUUUCUUUGGCUGGAAUGGAGUGGGAGUCCAAGACCCAGAUUUUGUUCUUUAUAGUCCUCUUGGUCUCAUUUUCCAACUAUUUUGUGGGCACAAUCAUCCCUCCCAGUCAAGAGAAGAACGCCAAGGGCAUCUUUGGAUACCGCAGUGAGAUCCUCAUAUCGAACCUGAAACCCGACUGGAGAGGACCUGAAGGCGACUUUUUCAAGAUGUUUGCCAUUUUCUUCCCCUCCACCAUUGGCAUCCUGUCUGGAGCCAACAUCUCUGGAGACCUCAAAGACCCUGCUACUGCUAUCCCCAAAGGCACCCUCAUGGCCAUUUUCUGGACUACAUUCAGCUAUCUAGCUAUAUCUGUAACUCUUGCGUCGUGUGUGGUGCGGGACGCCUCCGGUAAUAUAAGUGACAUUCUGAAUGGAAACAUCACUGACGGCUGUGUGGGUGUUGGAUGUAACCUGGGCUGGAACUUCACAGAGUGCAUCCAGUCGCAGUCUUGUAAAUAUGGUUUGGCCAAAAAUUCAAAGGUACUGGGUCAAAUUUCAGGUUAUUACUACCUCAUCACCGCUGGUGUCUUCGCAGCCAGCUUGUCAUCUGCCCUCGGCUUCCUCGUCUCCGCCCCUAAAGUCUUUCAGUGUCUGUGCAGAGACAAUAUAUACCCAUACAUUGGAUUCUUUGCAAAGGGUUAUGGGAAAAAUGAUGAGCCACUCCGGGCCUAUAUACUCUGCUACGUCAUUGCCGUGGCCUUCAUUCUCAUAGCUAAGCUGAACACCAUCGCAGCCUUGAUCUCCAACUUCUUCCUGUGUUCCUACGGCCUCAUCAACUUCAGCUGCUUUCACGCUUCAAUCACCAACUCCCCCGGUUGGAGGCCAUCGUUCCACUACUACAGCAAAUGGACAGCUUUGUUUGGAGCGGUGAUCUCUGUGGUGCUGAUGUUCCUGUUUACCUGGUGGGCAGCUCUCACCACCUUCUGCAUCAUCUUCUUCCUCUUUGGAUACGUCAACUACAACAAGCCAAAGGUAAACUGGGGUUCGUCAGUCCAGGCGGGUACAUACAACAUGGCUUUGUCAUACUCCGUCUCUCUGUCUGGUGUUGAGGAUCAUGUCAAGAAUUUUAGACCACAAUGUCUCGUCCUGACUGGGCCACCAAACCAGCGACCAGCCCUGGUGGACUUUGUUGGAUCCUUCACCAAGCACAUAAGCCUCAUGAUCUGUGGAGACAUAAUCACGGAGCAGGAGAGGCAGACUCGGCCGCAGGAUGCCACAGAUUGGUUGGUGAAGUGGAUGAACAAGAGGAAGGUGCGCUCCUUUUAUACCCCUUUCACUGCCGACAGCCUCAGAGUUGGAGCUCGACACUUGCUGCAGGCUUCUGGUCUUGGCAAGCUGAAGCCAAACACUCUGGUUCUGGGUUUCAAGGCAAACUGGAGGGACAGUUCUCCUGAAAGCAUUGAAGAUUAUAUCAACACCAUAUACGAUACCUUCGACUCCAACUACUGUUUGUGUAUCUUGAGGAUGAUGGACGGGCAGGAUAUCUCUGACCAGUUUGAUUUUGAAGGUUAGAAAUCCAGACUUCAUCAACAUGCAUUCAACCCGUUCUCACUACCAACUCGUCAAAAUAACGCUGUCACAGCUGACGACAUCUCCGAUAAAGGCGACAGUGAUCAGAUCAAGACAGUGUUUCAGAAUGACCAGGGGGAGAAGACCAUCGACGUCUACUGGAUAGCUGACGAUGGAGGUCUGACUCUGCUGGUUCCUUACCUGCUCACCAGGAGGAAACGCUGGCACCGCAGUAAGGUCCGGGUCUUCAUUGUAGGAGAUGAACAAAACAUGGAGGAAGGCCGCAAUGAGAUGAUCGCCCUGCUGAAGAGGUUUCGUUUGGAUUUCAAUGAUGUCACAGUCAUGACGGACAGCGAGAGGCGUCCACACGCCAAGAACCUCAGUAGGUUUGUGGACAGUGUCGCCCCCUUCAUGCUCCAUGAUGAACAGCAGGAAGGUGUCUCAGUUCACGAGCUGAGACAAAGCGCCCCAUGGGAAAUAACAGACAAAGAGUUUGAGGCCUUCAAACUUAAGUCUGAGAGAAAAGUGAGGCUGAAUGAAAUCAUCCGGAGGAAUUCACAACAUGCUGCUCUUGUGCUUGUGAGCCUUCCUGUGCCACACAGCGACUGCCCCAGUGCUCUGUACAUGGCCUGGCUGGAUACUCUGACCUGUGGCCUCCACUGCCCCGCGGUGCUGAUACGAGGAAACCAGCAGAACGUGCUCACUUUCUACUGCCAGUGAAUCCUCUCUUACAGGGAC
Molecule: messenger RNA, 2937 nt
Organism: Sebastes umbrosus (honeycomb rockfish)
Lineage: Eukaryota; Metazoa; Chordata; Actinopteri; Perciformes; Sebastidae
Product: solute carrier family 12 member 3-like
Exons: 25
Biological process (GO): cell volume homeostasis; potassium ion import across plasma membrane; chloride ion homeostasis
Cellular component (GO): membrane
Molecular function (GO): sodium:potassium:chloride symporter activity
Source: RefSeq, a predicted model, not a curated record